AUUAAAAAGUAAAAAAUGUAUCUUUUAUUGGCAAUUUUUCUUUGCCUCGGAAUAAAUACAAAUGCAUACAGCCCUUGGAGUUACAAUGGUACAACUCCUCUUUUAAAAGAUCUACUCAUUGGUCGUUGUUACCAAUACCAGAUAAUAGAUUCGAUUGAACGUGAGGACGAUAUGCAAGUUCAUGUCAAUUGCACAACUGAUUUGUGGAAUCUUUUUAAAAAAGCGUUUGAAAAUAAAGAUGCCUGUAAAACCACAAUAACUGAAGAAGAUUACUUGCCAGUUAUUAAUAAGGUUGCCAAUAGAAAACAGUUAAAGGACAAGGCUAUGUUUUGGUCUGGGACACGAACUGUCGUGCAUGACUUUACACAUGUUAACACCGAGUAUAUUACAUUAGAAGAUAUGUUUACUGGCUAUGUUGCAAAUGACCUUCGGUGGUGUGGAAGUGUAACCGAAGGAAUAAAUUAUGACUAUUGCAAUAAAUCCUGUCCAGAUCCCACAGGACCUUACUGGAAUUUAGUUUCAAGACAACUUGCUGAAAAAGCAGCCAACACUGUUUACGUGAUGGUAAAUGGGACAGCUAAGGGAAGGAACACAGCCUAUUACAAUGGAAGUACGUUUGGUCGUAUUGAGUUACCAACGCUUGGUUCAACUGGUAACGUAACACAUUUGCGUAUCUUAGUGGUGUUUGAUCUGGAUGAAGAACCCAAGGAAAAAUGUGGAGAAAAAAGUCUGCUUCAAAUGGUUGAAGAUGCUAAAAAGCACAAAAUACCCAAAAUUUCAUGCACAGAUAAUCCAAAAAUGGUUGAAGCGAUCCUAUGUGCGAAAUACCCGCAUGCUAAACAGUGUCAAAAAAAGGAUGAUAAAGGCCCAUGGAAAACUGUUUCGCAUGCAUUGAUAGGCGUAGCUAGUCUUUUCCUCGUCAUAAUCAUCAUUCUAUUGGUUUUUAUCUGCAAGAAAAGAAAAUUUUUGGCCAGUAAUUAUCAGUCUGAAAACGCUUGAAAACAUGCACAUAUACAUUAUCCAUCCGAUCGACCAGCAAGAUAAGCCCACCAUGUUUUAAGUGUUGUAAAUAUUUUGACUUUCUUGGUGUUAUUUUUUAAUUCUUAUUAAUACUUCUUUUACUAUUUUUACUAUUCCUUAUUAUUGUGUUAAAGUUUCUCGCAUUGGUACAGGCAUUGGUUGUAUGCAUUCUUUGUUGUUUUUAUAUUUUUUAUAUUCUUCAAGUUCGAAUUGGAAGAAAACAUCUACAGCGUAUUAUGUGUUAAAAAAUACUGUUUUUUUUUUUGUUCAAGAACAUUUUUUAGCAGAUCAGCACAAUAGGUCUUAGUUUUAGUAAAUUUAUAUUAAUUAUAUGGAAGAGUUUUUAGAAAAUUUUAUUUAGUAAAAGCAGUUAAUGGGUCUUUUUUCCACAAGUAAUCGAUUUUUCUUUUAAUUAUAAUUAUAAAAGGACAAGGGACCAAAAUGUCAGUGGCAUGGCCAAUAUUUUGACUGUCAUUUCUUAUUUUUUUUAAGCAAUUUAAAUUUACUAAGAAAAUGUUAAAUGUUUUGGUUCAGUGAAGUAUUUUUUUUGUUUGUUUGAACGCAGUCAGUAAAUUUUCUUCAUUGAAACACGCAUGAAAAUCUUUCAAUAUCAUGAACAGUUGCAUUUCGUUUUGUUUGCCCAAGUGAAGAAUUUCUUAUUCCGGAUUACAUCUUAUUAUAUCUUAUUUCUUAUACCGGAGCCUUUCAUUUGUUUAUCAAAAACUUAUUUUUCACAUAAAUCAGUUACGUUUCACAUAAAUUAGCUACGUAUCACAUAAAGUUUUUAAUAUUGCAUUUUUUAUAUAUUUUUACACAGAAAGUUUUUAAUAUUGCAUUUUUUAUAUAUUUUUACACACAUUUUUAUAUAGAAUAUAGAGUUAAGGUUAGUUUUAA
Molecule: messenger RNA, 1914 nt
Organism: Hydractinia symbiolongicarpus
Lineage: Eukaryota; Metazoa; Cnidaria; Hydrozoa; Anthoathecata; Hydractiniidae
Product: ADP-ribosyl cyclase/cyclic ADP-ribose hydrolase-like
Exons: 8
Coding region: 16-999 (327 amino acids)
Biological process (GO): positive regulation of B cell proliferation
Cellular component (GO): plasma membrane
Molecular function (GO): phosphorus-oxygen lyase activity; NAD+ nucleosidase activity
Source: RefSeq, a predicted model, not a curated record